Microdochium trichocladiopsis is the source of this 1565-nucleotide messenger RNA. RefSeq names its product Extradiol ring-cleavage dioxygenase, class III enzyme, subunit B. The record is from RefSeq and is a predicted model, not a curated record. NCBI's taxonomy places the organism in Eukaryota, Fungi, Ascomycota, Sordariomycetes, Xylariales, Microdochiaceae. Gene Ontology annotation, molecular function: zinc ion binding; oxidoreductase activity, acting on single donors with incorporation of molecular oxygen; ferrous iron binding. Bases 388 to 1257 code for a protein of 289 amino acids. The transcript is spliced from 2 exons.
GUACAGUACUCCGGGACGCCGAUGGCCAGUGUGGAGGUGGCAGUGUGCCGCGCGUCAAGCCGACAUAAGCAUCUGGACGAGACACACGGGCCACAUCGGUGCACGGCGACUUGCUGCCUCCGUGCGCUCCUCCACCUCCCGACAUCUUGAGCAUGGUGAACCGCCACUCCCGUCGAGUCCUUCGAUUCCGACAAUGCCGGGCAGCAGUCUCUGAUUUGCCGUGCGCGGCCGGGCACCAGUCGUACACACCACAGCAUCACCGUUGGGCUUCCGGCUCCGUCAACUUUGAUCCGUCUUCUUGAGGUCAAGCCGCCCCUCUGAUCUUCCAGCAGCAACACCAAGAUCUUGCUGUCAACCACACAUCGCGCAGCUCUCACAAACUUGACAAUGGCCCCCUUAACACCUGUCUACUUCUUCUCCCAUGGCUCGACCAUGAUGCUGGGCGAGGAGUCCGAGGCGGCCGACUACUGGAAGAAGGCCGGCGACGCCGCCCUCGCCAACAACAUCAAGGGCGUCGUCAUGAUGGGCGCCCACUGGGACGCGCUGGGCGAGGGCGUCGAGGUCGCCACCACCGUCAACCCGGGCAAGUCGCCCGUCGCCUACGUCCACCCCUCCAAGUACCAGGACUACAAGCUCAACCCCGACAUCCCCGUCGCCCACCGCUGUAUCCAGCUGCUGCGCGACGCCGGCAUCGAGGCUAACGAAAAUAGCAACUUUGAGUGGAUCCACGACACCUACCUCGUCCUCAUCCGCAUGUUCCCCAACGGCUGCCCCCCGACCGUCCUCAUUUCGAUGAACUUCCGCUUCGACCCCCACCUGCACAUGCGCGUCGGCGAUGCCCUGCGCUCUCUCCGCAAGGAAGGCUACCUUAUCAUCGGCUCCGGAGGCGCCGUCCACAACCUCUAUCGCAACCGCUGGGGGCAGAUGCUCCGCUACUCGGAAAACUUUGCCCAGGAGACUCCCCCGGAGCCCUGGGCCCUCGAGUUCCGCCAGUCAGUCGAGGAUGUCAUGGCCAACAACUCGGGGCCCCAGCUCCGAAGAGCCAUGACGCGGCUGAUGAAGCACCCGCAGUACCGCGAUGCUCAUGGCACCGACGACCACUUCAUGGCGGCCCUGUUCGUGGCCGGUGCAGCUGGUGACGAGGAGGACACGGGCACAUAUGGCGAGCUCAAGGCCGAGACGUGGGAGUUGGUCAACAUGUGCAACAGCCAGUUCAUUAUUGGCUCCUGGCCAAAGACGUUGGCCGCGACGGCCUAGUGGUUUCGUUGUACCAUUAAAUGAAUUCGUGCGUUGUUUUGAUAGCAAAUCUACCAGUAUCUUGCUGUUCUGAAUCUUUCACGAGUCCAGUCAAUAAUCCACUUACAAAAGAGAAUAAAUUGUUACAGAAAAGGGCGCAAAAAGACGUAAUGACCCCAUUUCCAUGACAUUAAGCAUAUACAAGUAUUGGGUCUAUCUUUAAGGCUUGCAAGUACAUAUCGCGUGGAACUAGUGCGUGGUUGUACUCAACGGUGAUCAAGGAGAAAACAUCAAAAUCAAAUAAACAGAACGAGGUAUCGACGUUCAAA